Dermacentor silvarum is the source of this 2157-nucleotide messenger RNA. Its product is annotated as multidrug resistance-associated protein 1. The coding region runs from base 1 to 2157 and encodes 718 amino acids. Gene Ontology annotation, biological process: transmembrane transport. The record is from RefSeq and is a predicted model, not a curated record. Lineage: Eukaryota; Metazoa; Arthropoda; Arachnida; Ixodida; Ixodidae. The transcript is spliced from 13 exons. Gene Ontology annotation, cellular component: membrane. Gene Ontology annotation, molecular function: ABC-type transporter activity; ATP binding; ATP hydrolysis activity.
AUGGGGCACGUGAACCUGAGGAAAUGCGGCUUCUCUUGGAGCAGUCCGAAGGAGGAAAACAAACAGGAGCACCUUAGGGCCGUGAACCUCGACGUGCGGCCAGGCUCCCUGGUGGGCGUCGUCGGCUUCGUGGGCAGCGGCAAGUCGUCGCUCCUGGCGGGAAUCCUGGGAGAGAUGCCCUGCACGGUUGGGCGGGUCGUUUGCACGGGUCGCAUCGCAUACGUGCCGCAGCUAGCGCACGUGCACAACAUGACAGUUCGCGACAACAUACUGUACGGGAAACCAAUGGACGACGACUUCUAUGACGAAGUGAUCGCCUGCUGCAGACUCAUCGACGACCUCAAUCGACUCCCCGCUGGAGACCUGACGGAGAUCGGCGAGAAGGGCGGCAACCUGAGUGGCGGCCAGAAGCAGCGCAUCUCACUCGCCCGUGCAGUGUACAGCCGUAGCGACGUUUACCUGCUCGACGACCCGUUGAGUGCCUUGGAUCCCGUGGUCGGCAACAGCGUCUUCCAGACCGUUAUUGGAAACACGGGCAUGCUCGGCAACAAGACCCGCAUAAUGGUGUGCAACCAAGGCAGCUACCUGCGCUACAUGGACAAGGUGGUGCUGGUGCAUGGAGGGAGCAUCCGCGUCUACACCAACGUGGACGACCUGCUCGCGGACCCCGACUCGCCGGAGACGCUCAGGGACACGGCCCACGCCGAAGCCACGCACUCGUUCGACGACGAAGGCACAGAGACUAAGGGAGGUCAAGAGAACGAAUCGGCGGGCCGUGUCACUGAAAAAGAACAGCAAGGUUCGAACAAGUCGGCGUUCAACAUUCUGUGCGCCCUGGUGCGGCUGUCCGGCUGGCAGGCAAUGGUGGCUCUCGCAGUGUUCGCGCUGAGCGCGACGCUCCUCACUCUCCAGCAGCUGUGGAUCAAGGUGUGGACGGACGUGUCAUCGGCCCACGACGAAGAGACGUCCGAGCACGACGACGACGACGCCCUCGAAGCGCAUCGGACCUCAUGGGUAGGGGUGCUGGUCGGACUGUGCGUCUUCGAUGUGGUGUGCCGAAUAGUCGGGGGCCUCCUGUUGGCGGCCAGCAGCCGCUGCCUCUCGGGGCGUCUGCACAGCGCCAUGCUGCAGCACGUCCUAGGCAGUCCGGUAUCACUGUUCGACUCGUCGCCCCGGGGCCGAAUCCUGAACCGGUUCUCGGCCGAUAUGGACUUCGUGGACUCGCGCACCUUCCUGAGCGGCAAGCAGACCGUGCAGAGCGUGCUCUUCACCGCGUCCAAGGUGGUCGUCAUCGCCACCCAGUCGCCCAACGUGCUCGCCGUCGGCGCAGUCGCUGUGCUCGUCGUCUUCUUCGGACUGAAACUAUCCGUGAGCGCCUCCUACAGGGCGCGCUUCUUCGAGAGCGUGGUGCUGUCGCGGCUCCUGGCGCACGUCACCGAGACGCUGGAGUGCCUGAGCAGCCUGCGAGCCUAUGGCGUGGUGCGGCGGGCCUGCGACCGCUUCUGCCACCUGGCGGACGCCAACACGCGUGGCUACUCUGCCUUCUGCGACACUUACAAGUUCACGCGCGUCAUCACCUCCACGUGCGGGUUCGUCGUCGUGCUCGCCACGCUGCUACUCAACGUCGUCUUCGUCGACAAGUGGGACUCGAGCCGCAUCGGCCUCGCCAUGAGCUCGGCAUCGUCGGUGCCGCUUGCCAUGAUGUACUUGUGCGUGCUCCUCUUCAACAUGCUCCAGAUGGUGGUCAGCUUCGAGCGGUGCCUCGAGUACUCGCAGCUUCCGCAAGAGCCCGACGUAGCGGAAGACAUGACGGAAGAGAAGAAGGAUGCUCUAAUGAGUUCCCUCUCAGACUGGCCCUCCGAUGGCGCUGUCGAGUUCAAGGACUACUCGGCCUCGUAUCGACCAGGAAUCCUGCCUAACGUGCUGAGCAACGUUACCUUAACCGUGCUGCCCAUGGAGAAGGUGGGGGUGGUUGGCAGGACAGGUGCCGGAAAAUCUUCGCUCGUGCUGGCGCUGCUGCGGGUGCUGAAGCCAUCGGAGGGACGGAUACUCAUUGACGGUGUCGACAUCGCGGACGUCCCUCUGAAGAAGCUCCGCAGUAGCAUUACUGUCAUACCGCAGACUACGUCCUGCACCCUGGUCAUGAACACGUUGUAG